Capsella rubella is the source of this 401-nucleotide messenger RNA. Its product is annotated as gibberellin-regulated protein 12. The transcript is spliced from 4 exons. The record is from RefSeq and is a predicted model, not a curated record. Lineage: Eukaryota; Viridiplantae; Streptophyta; Magnoliopsida; Brassicales; Brassicaceae. The coding region runs from base 13 to 327 and encodes 104 amino acids.
AAGAAAAAGAAAAUGGCUAAGUUCAUUGUCAUCUUUAUUGUACUCAGCUUUUUGUUUGCUACUCAAUUUUCCAAUGCAAAGGAAUUAGCAAAUCCAUCACAGCCAAUCCACAAGGAUGGAGGAGAGGGUUCGCUUACUAUCGCAGAGUGUCCUGCGGCAUGUAACGUUCGGUGUUCAGCAACAUCUCACAAGAAGCCAUGUUUGUUCUACUGCAAUUAUUGUUGCAAAAAGUGUUUGUGUGUACCAUCAGGAACAUAUGGACACAAAGAAGAAUGUCCUUGCUACAACAAUUGGAAGACUCAAGAAGGUGGACCAAAAUGUCCUUAAUUAGAUUAAUAUAGUUAUGUUGUUUUUUAAUUUUGAUUAAGUCUAUGUAAACGUUUUAAGUAAUUUUAAUAUUA